AGUAUUUGUAUGAAAAAUAUGCAAUUUGAUUGGGAAAGACAUAUUCAUCAAUAUAUGUCAUCUCGCCAUCCUGCAAAGUGUUAAAUAUUACCGAAUUGCAUUCUGUCCACGAAGGACUCUUCGGGCUUUGACCCCGUCGGAGGAACAGCGGCGAAAAAGCUCCGACAGCAAAAUAUAUAACCCCAGUAUUUCCCCGCAUCAUUGCAACAACCUCCAAUGAACUAUUGUCUCAAUUUCAUACAAGCCCCAUAAGAACCAGCACCAAAAUGCCCAAAACCCUCACCGUGGGCGUCGCCCAAGCCCGCACCCUCUCCUCGCUCCCAGCCACCCUUUCCGCCCUCGAACGCAUCACUCAGCACGCUGCAACCCAAGGCGUCCGCUUCCUCCUCUUCCCCGAAGCCUAUCUCGGCGGCUAUCCACGCACCUGCGACUUCGGGGCCUCAGUGGGCGCACGCGCCCCGCACGGCCGUGACCAGUUCCUCGCUUAUUUCCAAUCUGCCGUUGACCUGGGCGAUACGCCUGCUGGGGCGGGCGAGGACUGGGUUGAGCGACGACUUCCUGUUGCCAAGGGGAAGGAGUAUCGGGGUGAUGGGACGAGGGAGUUUUUGGAGAGAGUUGCGAGGGAGACGGGGGUGUUUAUUGCCACUGGGGUUGUGGAGCGGGCGGGAGGGAGUUUGUAUUGUGGGUUGGUGUUUGUCGAUCCGAAAAGGGGGGUGUUGGGGAAAAGGAGGAAGGUGAUGCCUACUGGCUCGGAACGAUUGGUUUGGGCGCAGGGCUCGCCGUCGACACUGAAGGCCGUGACGGCUGAGAUUGACGGUGUCACUCUGACUAUUGGUGGUGCUAUUUGCUGGGAGAACUAUAUGCCUCUGCUGAGACAGAGUCUUUAUUCUCAAAACGUCAAUCUUUACCUCGCUCCCACUGCUGACGGCCGUGAUACAUGGCUGCCGUUGAUGAGAACUGUUGCUGCAGAGGGCCGUACAUUUGUGCUGUCUUGCAACCAGUCUGUCAGAUACAACGAGUUGCCCGAGUGGAUCACGGAUCAUGCAACAGAGGAACAGAAAGGCUCUCACUACAUCUCCCGCGGCGGUUCUUGCAUCGUCGAUCCUCUUGGCGCUGUGAUCGGUGAGCCUAUCUGGGAGGUAUCGACAGAUGAUACACUAGACUCAUCAGUCAACAAUGACGGUUUGGUUAUCUCACGGAUUGACCUGGAGGACUGUGACAGAGGAAGGCUCGAUCUGGAUGUGGCAGGAAGCUAUUCGCGUAACGAUGCGUUCAAGCUAACUGUGGAGGGACUGGAUUUGAAUCCUCCUCCUUUGUAAGGAAUCUUUGCAAAUAUAUUCAUUUAUAUUUUGUGUACAUAUCAUCAACUCAAUAAGAAUUUGAUCGAGGGUAGUUUAACCGGUUGACAAUGAAUGUCCUUCACGCUGGAAAUAUUCCUAUCGAUACUUCCAGGCUCCGGCCA
Messenger RNA from Aspergillus wentii DTO 134E9, 1462 nucleotides. RefSeq names its product carbon-nitrogen hydrolase family protein. Lineage: Eukaryota; Fungi; Ascomycota; Eurotiomycetes; Eurotiales; Aspergillaceae. The record is from RefSeq and is a predicted model, not a curated record. Gene Ontology annotation, molecular function: catalytic activity. The transcript is spliced from 3 exons. The coding region runs from base 267 to 1319 and encodes 350 amino acids.